AUGUGUGACCCAAUUCGACCCCAAACAGCUGGAACGUGGGUUGGCUCGGUUGCUUCCAAAAGUGGUAAGUACCAUGUCACAGUCGGACACGAUACCAACAUGGGGAAGUGUACGUUCUUCAGAGAAGCUACCACAGCAGCCACUAACGGCAGUGUCGUAAGUGCGGCUAGCAACUGCAAUGUAAAUACCAUUAACACGACGCAGAACAACGACAACGCCGCUACUGUUAAUUGCACAGCUGGUGGUACUUGGAAUGGCUGUGGUUCAAUUUCUGCUCUUGAAGUUGAUACAAAUGCAGUUAGGUCUAAUGCAAAAGUUGGUGUCAGUGAUGCAGGCGUUGCUACUGGCUGCGAGAGGUUUGAUUUCACGAAGGACUAUGUUUAUGUGGAGGAGUUGACUGAAAAUAAGGAGGAUUAUUUCAGCAUAUUUAAAAAUAAAAAUCUCCCGCCAUUGCUACAAGUCAGAGCCGUGAAUACUUCUGGGCACGAGGCAGCUAAACAGCAUAUCAAAACCACCUUUACCAACCUCAACUGGAGUUACGAGGAGGACAACUUCCAGGCGGAUACACCCAUAGGUAGGGUCCCAUUCUCCAACAUCAUCGUGACCUCGGACCAACACGCCGACAGGAAAUUGAAAAGUUUCAGCAUGUUGUCAGCAACGGCGCCGUCAACCUACUUCGAAAAUGAUUACUAUUCUGCGGACAUUGGCGACGAUCAUUUACCAUUCAUGCAAAAAAACGUGCGUAUCUUGCACCUGAUCAGUUACCCAUUUCCGUCUGUCUGGCAUACAUUAGCGGACGACGAAAAACAUAUACAUUAUCCCACUGUCCAGGAUCUACUCAAGAUCUUCACGGCCUUCGUGGCUGAAUAUUUGAACAUCAAUGUCCAAUAA
Molecule: messenger RNA, 891 nt
Organism: Helobdella robusta
Lineage: Eukaryota; Metazoa; Annelida; Clitellata; Rhynchobdellida; Glossiphoniidae
Exons: 7
Coding region: 1-891 (296 amino acids)
Molecular function (GO): glutaminyl-peptide cyclotransferase activity; zinc ion binding
Source: RefSeq, a predicted model, not a curated record